Molecule: messenger RNA, 4357 nt
Organism: Clupea harengus (Atlantic herring)
Lineage: Eukaryota; Metazoa; Chordata; Actinopteri; Clupeiformes; Clupeidae
Biological process (GO): heterophilic cell-cell adhesion; homophilic cell-cell adhesion
Cellular component (GO): adherens junction; apical junction complex
Source: RefSeq, a predicted model, not a curated record
AGACAGCUUUUGCCAAAUGACACAAUAAUGGGACCCUCAGUGCUUAUGAUCUUGGGGUUUCUCCUGAGUCAAGCACUCAGCUCAGAUAUGCAGGAUUACCAUGACAUGACCAUCGAGCGUGACGUGACUGGCGUCCUCGGGGAGGAUGUGUACCUGCAUUGCCUCUACCCAGGUAACGACAAUGACACGCUGAUCAUGUCCAGCUGGAGUCGCCUUGGAAGCAAAAAGAAGCUGGCGGUUUACUCCAGCCAGAAAAGCAUCACCUCAGAAGGCUUCUCUGCGCUAUCGUCACCUAGCAACCUGACGGUGAGGAUGCGGGUACUGAGUCUGGAUGCAGAGGGGAAGUACACCUGUGAGUUUGUUUCACUGGAGGACCAGGUGAAGAAACAGGUCUCCCUCACUGUCUUGGUCAGGCCUGACGUUACUGUUGAAGUGGAGGAGGAGACUCAGAGUGGCACCCACUACCAGUCUGUGAGCUGCUCCACCACCAACGCCAAACCGGAACCGCAGAUCAGCUGGGAGAUCGGCGACAGGAACGCCAGCGACGUCAUCUUCUCCGUCCAGAAAGAGAGCGUCCAUCAUGCCAACGGUACCCUGGACCUCACCCAGGUCCUCCGCUUCCCCACCCACCUGAAUGAUGAGGGCACUGUAGUGUGCGUGGUGCAGCACCCGGCCCUGCCUGAGCCAAGGAGAACGGCGGCUCUGGUGCAAACCUUUGUUGCUCCAGACAUAACCAUGGAAACAGGCCUGGUGGUGGAGUCUGGGGAUGGAGGAGAGAGAACGUUGCGGGUUGUCAACUGCACCGCUAUGGGAGGGAGACCUCAACCCGAAAUUGCAUGGAGACUGCCUGGAGAGGAAAACACACUCUCGGCCCGGGUGUGGAGCGAUGAUGGCGUGUUUAUCAGUUCGGUUUCACUCCCUGCUGGGGGUCAUGAGGGGGAGAACGUAACCUGUGUCGUCAGCCACCCGAAGCUCACCAGAAAUGCCAGGACACUGACUCUGCCCAGCUACUAUCUGUCCUCUAUUCAGCUGGUAGUGAACUCCAGCACAGAGAGUGGCACUGCCCUGGAGUCACUUCUCCUGGAGGAGGGGGAGCCUGGCAAGGCCUUGGCACUGGAAGUUUUGGGGGACGUGCCAAGCUAUCAGACUGAGUGCACCAAGGAUAGGGCGUCUCUUCCUCAUGGUGUGGAGUUGUUAGGCGGUGUUCUUAGUUUCAGAGGGCCCAUGGCUCUGUGCUAUGCUGGGCUUUAUGAGUGCCGAGCCUCCUUCUACAAACACACAGCAUCUGUUCAGCUGGACGUCAGUGUUAAACCAGGAAUUCAGGCACCUAUUCUUGUAGUUCCAAACAUAAAGAUGAAAACCUGGAGAGAGCUGGACAGCGUCAUCUUUGAGUGCUCGGCCUUGGAUGCAGUCCCUUCCCCGAAUGUCUCCUGGUCCCUGCCCCCAGAUUUGACUGGAGAGAUGGCACUAAAUACGUCGUCGCGUAACGGAUCUGACAGUGCCACAGCCACUCUGACCCUGUCCGCCUGUUUGCCUGUGGAGCGCACAGUGCUGUGUCUAGUGGAGCAUCCUCUGUUUGAAGACCCAGAGAGCAGAGAGAUAACGCUGCCUGCUUGUGCUCGUCCUAACAUCACGGUGCAGUCCGGCGUCGUGUGGGAGCAGGGCUCGGCCUACGCGGAGGUGGAGUGCAGGGUGGAGAGCGUGAGACCCAGAGCCAACGUCUCCUGGUGUGUGGAGGACAGCCCCUAUGACGGCAGCGAUGUGGAUCUCCUGGGCAAGGAGGACCGAGCUGAAGGUGUGGAGGGGCUGGUGGUGACCAGUGUGCUGCAGCUGCCCUUUGCCGAGUACCUGGGCAAGAGUGUGGUCUGCGUGGUGAGGCAUCAGAGUCUGCUGGACCCAGAGAGGAGGGUGGUCCAGGUUCAGCCUACAGAGCCCGCAGAGACCCGUGCCAUCCUGGUGACCGAGUACGACUUCCCUCGUUUGCGUGCCGUGUGUGUAUACUCUGGCCAAUCAGGCAGUGUCAACAUCACCUGGCUCCUCCCUGACAAUAACACUGCAGAGAGAGUGGUUUCAUCCUCGGUCCGUGAGGGGUCAAAGUUCAGAGCCAACGCCUCUUACGAGUUCCCCCUGGAGCGUCACGAGGGCAGAGCCCUGACCUGCAUAAUACACCAGGAGCACGGCCCAGUGGAGAGGAGGGUAGUUCAGGUCCCUCUGUACUAUAUCUCCUCUGUGAGUGUGAUGAACAAAACCACUCGUGUUUACGGCGAAGAAGUAGUGCUGCACCGAGUGGCCCUGAGGCAACAUCUCUCCCACCAGAAGAUACUUCUCCGAGUCAACGGCAAUGUUCCCAACAGCCAGAUCGUCUGUUCCAGGAGUGACAGCUCAGCUGCACCAUCAGUGCAAGACACAUCAGCGCUGAGCAGCGCUCUGGUGUUCCCCAUGGCCGUUUCUCAGCGGGAGGCGGGCCAGUACGUCUGCCGAGCCUCCUUCCACCACCACAGCGCCACGGUCUACAUCCUGGUGGAGGUGACCAGCGAGGAGGCUGAACACAUGACCUUCAUCAGCAUCUGCUUCUCCACUGCCCUUGCCAUCAUACUCAUCGUCAUCGUCACCCUGUGUGUUUUCUGCAAGAGACACGGCCACCCUGCUGAGAAGGAAAACCGUAAGAAACUCGAGUCCAUUUCCACCCUGACAUCUCUCAUGCAUGACCCGCGUUCUCCGGAGCUGAAGAAAGCUGCACUGCCAGGGGUGAGAGGUCACCAGUACGCUGAGCUGGUCUCCAUCAUCCUGGUGGAGAAGACCACCGUUUGAGUUUUUGCAUAACAUCGCAGAAGUACUUCUGAUUUCCUACAGAAAUACAGUAAAGUUUGAGAUCAGCCAGUUUGAGGUCUUUGCAAUGUAUGGCUGUUGACCACGUGUCACAGUCGGCUUCAUACAUUCAAUUACUUUUUUUUCUCUUUCGAAAUGAUCUCCAUUAUUCUUGUGGAGAAGUUCACGAGUUGAGAGCAGGUGUUUUGGCACUUUCACAUGACAUCAUGAAUUAAUUACUGACUGGGCUUUUGUGUCCCUCCUGAGUUUGAAUGUGAUCAGUGUUGAGGUGGAGGGGACAUCCAUGUUCAGAGAUGUGAAGCAGAUUUAUUAAAUGCAUGAGAGCUGAAGAAGGCCUCACUGCCAGAGUGUGCUUCUCCUCGUGGAGAAGGCUGCAGUUUGAGAGUUUUUCGGUAAAAACAUCAUAGGAGUAAUACUGAUUUCUACCCAAAAUUAAAAUGAAGUUUACUGUUUAACACAGAGUUUGAAAGAGUUUUGUACAUGUUUUUUUGCACCGCAUUGCUUUAUUAGUUCAGCAGUUGUUUUUCCUGUUUUGGGCUGACCUUGGUCCUUCUAUCCUUGUGGAGAGGCAUGAAGAAGUCUGUUUGAGAGCAGAGUUUGAAAAGGUUUUCUACUUCUUUUGCACAAUAUGGCUGUUGACCAUGGAAGUGUCACAGUUGGCUUUAUACAUUCAAUAGUUUUUUUUUCUGUUUUGAGAUCCUUCUCCAUAGUCCUCAUGGAGCCCAACUCCACUGUUUGAGAGCAGGUGUUGCUGAGUUUUUAAAUAAUAGCACAGAGGUACUACUGAUUUCCACUCAAAAUAAAAAUUAAGAAGUUCAGUUUGUGAGCAGAGAUUGAAAGAAGUUUUUUCAUUGUUUUUUUGUUUGUACUGUCGACCACACAAAUGUCACGGACAGCUUUAUCCGUUCAAUUGGUUGCUUUUAUGCUAAAGUUGAUCUCCAUUAUGCCUGUGAGACCUGAAAGUCUAAGAAGGUGUUUUUUUUUAGCUUUUGCAUGGCAUCAUAGUUGUAUUACUGAUAUCCAAUCAAAAUGGCAGAUGUGUUUGUGUCCAUUUUGGGUUUGAAUGUGAUUGGUAUUGAGGUGGAGGGAACAUCCAUCAGGCACUGUUUAGAAAUGUGAAGCAGAUUUAUGAUAUGCACAAGAUAUGCUUUUGUUGAGCCUUGAUCUAUUUUUGUAUUCUAUUUUGCAAAGAUUGCAUUACAUAGUAUUUGUACUGUUCCUCACUGUUUUGUAGGUGUGUAGGUCAGAUUCAGGAGAUUGAGAUAUAUUUGUAGGUUUUUGUAUGCUUUGCACAAUGUAGCAGGGAUUUUUUGUCAAUUUCAGCAUAUUUUUGAAUGUAGGUUUAUGAUGAAAGGAUUUAUUGUGUUUCAUUUUCAUUUUGUAUUUUCUACAUGCAAAUGUUUACAAGGUAUACAGCAUUAUUUUCUUUUGCGUGCUGCUUGAAUUCCAAUGUAUUUUUGUACAAUGUAUAACUGUACAGCAGUAUUAGUAUUCAGCAGAUAUUCAAUAAAGUUCAUCAUGAUGUAAA